AGCUUUGGAAAAAGCCUGGUUGUCUGAUAUGAUUUGUUUUCUAAAAACCAUUAACACCCAACUGUUUUAAUGCAUAAGAUUCGAGGUCGUUUAUGUGCUUGACGUCGCGAACUUUGACGUAGUUUUCUCUCUUUUCGUACAUGUGUCCUCAACUGAGUACAGUUUUACGCGAACACUCUGAACUUAAGCGUCUCCGUUCACAUGUUAGUCUAAUAACAUGUUUUACGCUUUCAAUCUGUUCAGCCGCGUACAUGUACAAACUUCUAGACGAAGCUAUUGCGGAUUUCGAAGCUGAACUUCCUGAAAGUGAUGACUUUAGAGAAGAUAUGAAUGAAAAACGAAGUCCGAAAACCGUUUCUCAACUAAGAGCUGUUUUAAAUCAGCGUGGGGUGCUUUAUUCUUCCGUUGAACUUAAUGAUAUUGAGUUUGCAGUUAACUCUACCGGUGUCAUUACUUCGAGUGAACUUUCAAAUGCCGAAGCUGAGCAGUUGAAGUUUGCAAACACAAAUUUCUCAAACUCCCCAGAUGCACUUCUGUACAGAAAACUAGUUAAUCCGUUUCAUCAGUCUGUAAAUUUGGAUUACGCGUCAUCUAGUUUCAAACCAAAUAGCAUUGUAUUUGACAGUGAAUCCGAAUUUAUUGAACAUGUUGAAGAUAAAAAGGAUAGUGUUUGGCUUUUAGCCGUAGCUUCUCCACAGUCUCUCUCUUCAUCAAUCGCGGGAGAUCAUACAAGCACAACUCCAUCCAGAAUAAAACCUUCAUCAGUUGUUACUGAGCAGAUUUGGUCUGUUUUAUGUUAUCGGUAUCAGUCCUUUGGAUUUAAGAUGGGUUUGCUGAACUGUGGAAAACUGCACAGCCUCUGUAUUGAUCGUGGCUUCAUUAAUCCUGACCUUAUUCUUGCCUUACCCAAAGGUGGUGAGCGUAUGAAAGAUAUAGUACAAUUUCGACCUUUGCCUAAAGAUCCAAAAUCUACAUCAAUUAUUGAUCAUGAAUCAAGUAACUACAUCUUAGAAGGUAUCCACACAUGGAUUGUAUCAGUGUUAGCAGAACGUGUAAAACCAUUGAAUAACAUAAACAGCAUUUAUUCAGUAAAUUCAAUAUUAUCGAUUGACCGAUUGAUAAAAAUGGAUUAUUUAAAACAUUUAUUUUCAUUUUGGUUAUUGAAACGACCUCAACCAAUUCAUGUUCUUUGGUUUCCUGAAUUCUCUGUCAAGUCGAAGUUAAGUCGCUCACAUCAACAACCAUCAUUAGUUUUAAGUGCACUUUCUGUAACAUAUACUGGUCGAGUUCGUUUUUGGAUUGUAACGAACGAAACACUGAAACACAAUCACACAGCGAUUAAUAAUAACGUCAAUAAUUGGCCAAUCACAGAUUCAUCUAUUAACACAGUACAUGACUUGUUAGUCAAUUUAAAUUGUACCAUUAAUUCUCAUUUUCUCAUAAUAACACCCGAAGGUAAAUGUUACUCAUUUGGUUCAAAUGAAAGGGAAUAUUUAAGCUACGAAAAUCUUGAAAUAUUGUUACACUCUUUAUAUCCUUCAGCAGAUGAUUUUCUUUGGAUUGUUGUACUUUUAACUACAAUUUUAGUCUUAAUUAAUGGUGCUAUGGAAGCUGGUAGAAUUUUAUCGAUUCUUAUACAUUCAUUUUAUGUAAAUCAUGGUGUUGUGGAAAGGCAUCAUGCUAGUACUGGUAACCGUCGGUCAGCUUUAGCUAGAACUGUGACUAGACUAGCACGUCAAGGAUGGACUUCUCAUAUUCCUAAUUUCAAUAUUAAUCAACAUUAUGAAGUUAUUAAUGAUAAUAAUAAUAAUAGACUAACUGAUAAUCAUUAUCGUUCAACUGAUGAAAAUCGAUUAAUUCAUGGUGAUCAACUGAACAGUUCAUCAUCAACCAAUGUACAAUCGUUUAUAUUAUCUCAUAUUUUAGAAUGGAUAAAAAUAUUUUUCCUAGACUUGUUCUCAGCUUAUGUUCUUCUUCUUUUAGCUAUUUUACCAUUAUUAAAUCUAUUAAGUUUAUCUUAUUCUUUGCCUAUUAUUAAUUUAACUCUCUAUUUAUUAAGGUCAUUUGUUUUAUCCUCACCUAUAAUCAAUUUACGUCUUACUAUCCUAUCAGGUCAUUUAAACUGGUAUCAUUUAUUUUCAUUUAUGUUAACGUUUUGGUUGUUUAUUGUAUUUUUGUCAAGUUGUAUAAUGUCAAAAUAUGAAAAACAUAAUGAUCAUUUUACUAACAAUUCACAUUCUCGUCGUAAUCGACUAGAUCCUGUUUUAGUUCGAGAACGGUUAAAUCAAAUACCACCUGAUCAGUUAUGGGAUGAAUUGUCUCGUUUGAUCAUUCAAUCAGAUAUUGAGCUAAGAUCUGGUUCAGCAGAUUCUGCAACUUCAAGUACAUUAGAAUCUGAUAAUCGUUAUCCUCAUUAUCAAACUUUUAAUAAUCAAUCGAAAUGUGCAAAUGAACGUCUAUCAUCCAAUCUUAUUACAACACAAAGUGAUCAUAAAGAAAAUACAGAAGUCGUAGAAGGUUAUCGUUUAUUGCGUAGACUACGUAGACUUUAUCAUAUUCUCAGUCAGCAAACUGAUCAUUUAACGUCAGCUUCAAUGAAUCCAAUUGCUUCGUUUUCAUCGGCAGAUGUAUAUCAUCAAGGGAGUAGAGAAAAUAAUGAAUCGUUAAACCACAAAACUGCAGCACAUAUGUACACUUGGAACUGUUUAAGUUCACUUGGUAAUAAUAAUGCUAAGCCUCAUAGCAGUGUAAAUUCUAGUCACUGUCAUUCUCAAACAAGAAAAUCAUUUAGUAACACUAAGCAGCCCAUAAGUAAUGUUGUGGAUACUAAUUAUGAAGCUGAAGAUGAAUAUGAAGAUACUUCUAGUGAUGAUCGUAUUUAUCCGAAAAUUUCAUCUCUUACAAGACGAAGGUACAAAACUCAUCUUCGUCCUAAUAUAAGAAGUAAUCACUUAUCAAAUUCAAUAAUUGUAUCACCAAGUUCCAGUUCUACCUCAGAUACGGACACUAUUGAUCAUGAGGCAUACUUGAACAACAGUUUUCUUCAUUCUCGAAAAAUUUCAAAACGUAGUAAUUUACUAUCCAAUAAUUCUAUAUUGUCCACUUCUUCCUCUUCAUCAUAUAUGUCGUCCAAUGAUAUAAAUUUUUCAAAUCCUUUAAACGAUUGGCCAUCAUGGGUUGUACCAUGUAAAGAAUGUGUUGUAUGUUGGCAAAAAUUUCGUUUAGGUGUACGACUAAGUGCACUUCCAUGUGGACAUGGUUUUCAUGAAUAUUGUAUUCGAAAAUGGUUAGAUACUGGUGCAUUUGAAUGUCCUGUCUGUCGAUGGCCAGCAUAUGCACCUCAUUUACGUCAACAAUGUCAAAUGAUUGAACAAUUAAUUAAUGCCGUUCAAAAUACUAUUGAUUAUGCAAAAAAUUCUAAUAACAAAAAUUAGUAAUGGACAUUAUUCACAUCAUUUAUAGUUGUAGAUAUAAUCAAUCAGUUAACUUUCUUUUGUUUUAGCAUAAAUUGUUUAUCUUUGUAACUUUUACACUACGGUUCAUCAUUUAUUUGUACAAAAAAAUUUCUUUCUUUUAAUAAAAUCCAAAAUAUGUUUUUCGUAAAAUACUCUUUUUCUUCAUAGAAUAAAUAUGUAUGUCUGCUCUAUGAAGUUGUUGUGAUCAAGUAUAUUUUAGCCAUUGGUUGAUAGACUAAAAGUUCCUUUAUAGUUUGAAUUAAUUCUAAGUCUAUUCUGUUUAGUUCGACUCAAACAGAUAAUUUUGUUCGCUCUUAAAAUUGGCAUAGAAUAUAUGCGAUAUUAGCUAUUUUUGUAUGAUGUAUGCUGGUUAAUUGAGUAAUCAGUAGACUUAAAAUAGUUUUAUAUAGGAUACGAAAUACCAAAUGAAUUUAUUGGUUUCCAAGUGAUAGUUUUCUUACUAUCUGAUUAGAUUUUCCACUUAGUUUAUCAAUAUCAAAGGGUGUACGUUAUAUCAUGCCAGAUAUACUUGUUGUAAAGCGUUAUGACUAGAGGCAAAAACGCGUCAUACUCCCAAUGGUUUUGACAUGUGAUGGUAAAUUCGUGUGUCCUAUAAAUAGACAGUCUCUCCAGCUAUGCUGACUUCUCAUAACAGAAGGGAGUUAGGAAUUAUCGGCUCUAGAAAUAACACACUUCACCAUCCCCCACGGAUUCUCACUGGAGAUCGUAAGGUCUGCGAAAUAUUGAACUAAUAUGUCCAAAUCUAUUCAUAUGAUAACGUAACAUCUGCCUUGUUGCACCCCUAGUUUGAUAGGGCUACUACCUGCUCAAUUUCUUUCUUUAGUCCCUUAGAAAGAAAUCCUUCGGCGCUGUAGAUAACAGGCGUUAAAAAACUAAAAACACUCGAUCUUUUUCAUCUUAUGAUACAUUUUCAGCAUUUAGUGUAAAAUUGAACCGUGACCCCUUAAUACUUAUCUUUGCCUCUAUAGAGGCAAUUCAAACACUUCACUUCUACCC
Molecule: messenger RNA, 4472 nt
Organism: Schistosoma rodhaini
Lineage: Eukaryota; Metazoa; Platyhelminthes; Trematoda; Strigeidida; Schistosomatidae
Source: the annotation of a GenBank genome assembly